AAACAGCUUGCACAACAACAGAGCUUCACAGCACAAAACAGACCGCUGCACCUUAGAGACAAAUUGAGAUUUAAUUAAUUUUUAAAGAACCAAGGAAUAAGAAAGCAUUCUUUAAUUGUAAAAGAGAGAGAGAGAGAGAGAGAGAGAGAGAGAGAGAGAGAGAGAGAGAGAGAGAGAAUACCGUUUAUUGUAAACUUUACGCUCAGAGGUGAUAUAUUAAAAAUGACGCACCAGUGUAGCUAUCCCCAGCACUCCAGAUAUUACACAUGGCUUGAUUUAAGAAUGUUGUCAAGAGCUCUCGGGUUUCCCAGUGAUCUGCUCGUUGAUUGCCUGCCGGCUGACACAGUUAAGAGAGCGGCGGGACUCUGCACUCAGGAUUUGCUGAAACGGAUUGAUUCUGGCUAUUUCACUGCUGAACUGAAUUUCUCCUAUAACAUGAAAAGUGGUCUCUACAAUAUUAAAGUCUUGAAGAAGAGUAUCAGUCUAUUAGACAGGCAGUUUCUUAGUUUUGAUGAGAUUAAGGAGGUGAGGCUGUCGUUCUCUACCUAUGAGGACCAGGAUCAGAGAGGCAUGCGGAUCAACCAGCGGACCCUAUUGAGGGCCCUCAAGAUGUGCGGAAGAGUGAUCGCUCCACUGAAGCUUGCGCACAGAAUUAAGCACCUGAAAAGCGGCUUUAUUGAGACGGGCCGCGUUCAGCUCUAUGAGUUCCUGGACCUGCUUCCUCUCUGUGAGUUACGAGACAAGAUCACGGUUCAGGACGACAGCGUUCAACCCACGGCCAAAAGUUUGAGGAAUAUCUACAAGCUAGAUGACAGGAGCUCCCUGUUGGGAACAGGAGAUGAGAAAGUGGCAAGACAUCUUAACGAGCGAUUUCAGCUAGAAGAGAGGGAUUAUGGGACAGUCACCAUGGCGAGCAAGAGGCUGAUGGAGCCACCAGUGCUGUCGUCCCACAGAACACAGCAGGUGAAAGAGGCCCAACUUGGAGAAUGCCAGUCAAACCCAUCUGGUAUGGGUCAGUAUAGAGAUCACUUCAGAUCCACAAGCGUCCCUAGAUCAAAGCUUUCUUCUGUUGAAAAAGCAAGAGCUCAAACAGCAAAUAGUGGUUGUGCUGCACAGUUUGGACAAGCUAAGGCUGACAGCUGGACAUGGGUGGUCCCUGUGCCGCAGCUGAGAAGUGACGAUUAUACAACAACCAGGCUUGAGCCAAUUGUGACAGAAGAAGAGCUGCAGGCAGCAGAGACAGCAAGACUAGCCCUUGAGUAUGACAUUAGCACCAUGGAAAAACGGUCUCAAUGGGAGUUGGACUGGAAGAUGGAUUACUACAUUCCCGGCUAUCGAGAGGCGAACAGGGAAAGACCUCAAUCAGUGCCUGUGGUGGAGGUCAAGCCAGUCAGGAAGAGAGCAGAUGCACCUAAUGUGUUCAAGAGGCUGUCGUCCUGCACGAAAAGGGGACCAUCGCCAUGCCAUGCAGCAGCAUGCAAUGCCUUCACACUAGGAAUAGCAGUCCUGUAGCAAAGUGUUCAACCUGAGAUCCACAGCGCACACUCCCCAAAGAACCAAGUGAGAAAGCCUGCAAGUGUCCUUGGUAUAUUAAUACAGUGCAAACAAGAGUUUAUUAACAUCAUGUACUUCUGAGGAUGGUUUGUUAUAUGCCUUUUUAAAAUAAUAAUAUGGGUACAUACCUAAUUGUAAUAUUGAAUACAUGGUUUUUAUAGAUUAAUAAUUAACCCUUGUACAGUGUAGAACAACCAACACUGAUUGCUUGAAAUUUAUUUUCCAAUAUUUUUUUUUUACUGUAA
This is a messenger RNA of Acipenser ruthenus (sterlet), 1799 nucleotides long. RefSeq lists its product as uncharacterized. NCBI's taxonomy places the organism in Eukaryota, Metazoa, Chordata, Actinopteri, Acipenseriformes, Acipenseridae. The coding region runs from base 223 to 1512 and encodes 429 amino acids. The record is from RefSeq and is a predicted model, not a curated record. The transcript has 15 exons.